CCCCUCCAUGGCGAGCUCCAGUGCUACCCAGUACGGCUCCGGCCAGGUCAAGAGGUCAGCUCAGUCCUCGCCUCCUUUGUCCGCCAGCACUCCCUCACCUCUGCCCAUGUGCUCACCUGUGUGGGCAGUGUCACCCAAGCCCGGCUCAGGAUGGCCAACGCUCAAGUGACGCAAGAUUUUGAAGGGCCGUUCGAGAUCGUGUCUCUAGUCGGAACCCUAUCAGGCGGGGAGGCUGGCCACCUGCACGUCAGUCUGAGUGACGCAAAGGGAAACGUCAUCGGUGGUCAUGUGAUCAGCAUGACGGUGUUCACGACAGCAGAAGUCAUGAUUGGUAACUGUAAAGGUGUAAAAUUCUCAAGGCCAGACGACCCAGAGACCGGAUAUGAUGAACUAGCCUUUGAACAAUCCGCGGAUGCUGUGGCUGGAAAGUAGAUCGCACCUGAAAUAUCCGGUGAAAAGAGUCUGGACUAUUAAAUAAACUUGAGCCCUAUAAU
Molecule: messenger RNA, 494 nt
Organism: Aplysia californica (California sea hare)
Lineage: Eukaryota; Metazoa; Mollusca; Gastropoda; Aplysiida; Aplysiidae
Product: bifunctional protein GlmU
Source: RefSeq, a predicted model, not a curated record